AGUCGUUUGAAGAAACGCGUGCUGUCAGACCACGUGAGGCUCGUCACGAGUUCGGCAACAACAUUAUGCACUCCCGUUCUCCGGCAACAUCGACUUAGAACCUUGGACUAUAUGUCCAGCGACGGCGAGAUACAGCCGCUGUGGUAUUUCGAUGCGCCAAUGCAAUCGACACGAGGGGACAGUUCGACGCCCAUCGGUAACGCGCACGACCUGGCGUUUCUCUGCCUUGUCUUGUUCUUUGGUGCACUGGGUGACGUGGGACCGCCGUUCCCUACAGCCCACGAUCCGAACAUGGCGAAAACAGUCCCAUACGCGGGUGCCGUAGUAGAGGCUCGGAGUACUAUUAUGCGUCAGUGGAUUGCAUCCGUUUCCUUUCCCGACUUGCCUAAUCCGAUCUUCCUCUCCCAGACCAUGAAUGUGCUGGGUGGGGUGUAUCCGUCUGAGAUUGUUCGCUUCUGGGUGCUUUGGAUCCAUGCUUUCUCUACGUCGAUCAUGUUCUUUUCCGUUAUCACUCAUGCGCCGCAAUCCAAAGUGGCGCAGGCCAUUCUGAUUGAGCUGCAGAAGGCAUACGAGCAGCUCGAUCCAGGUGCCAAGAUUUACCCAAGCUCCAGAGCACGCAAGUGCUUGCCGGUCAUCCAGCGGCUGGUUGAACGGGCAUUGCAUCUGUUUGAAGAAUCGCGCAACGGCGUUGUAGCGAUGUUACAUCUGGAAACCUUCCCGGGCCGAGAAGGACAAGCUGUCAAUCCUUCAGCGGGAAUACGCAUGCUCUGA
Messenger RNA from Mycena citricolor, 771 nucleotides. Lineage: Eukaryota; Fungi; Basidiomycota; Agaricomycetes; Agaricales; Mycenaceae. The record is from the annotation of a GenBank genome assembly.